CGGGCCCCGCCCCAGCCCUGCGCCGCCGCCGCCGCUUCCAGCAGCCGCCGCCAUGAAGCUGACCGACAGCGUGCUGCGGAGUUUCCGCGUCGCCAAGGUGUUCCGCGAGAACUCGGACAAGAUUAACUGCUUCGACUUCAGCCCCAACGGCGAGACGGUCAUCUCGAGCAGCGACGACGAUUCCAUCGUGCUCUAUGACUGCCAGGAGGGCAAACCAAAGAGAACUCUGUACAGUAAGAAGUACGGCGUGGACCUCAUCAGAUAUACCCAUGCAGCAAACACAGUCGUUUACAGCUCUAACAAAAUAGACGAUACUAUUCGUUACCUGUCCUUGCAUGACAACAAAUACAUCAGAUACUUUCCUGGACAUAGCAAAAGGGUGGUGGCCUUGUCCAUGUCACCUGUGGAUGACACUUUCAUUUCUGGGUCUCUUGAUAAGACCAUUCGACUCUGGGAUCUCCGGUCUCCUAACUGCCAGGGUCUCAUGCAUCUACAAGGCAAACCUGUUUGUUCCUUUGAUCCAGAAGGGUUAAUUUUUGCUGCAGGUGUCAAUUCUGAAAUGGUCAAACUUUAUGACCUUCGCUCUUUUGAUAAGGGGCCAUUCGCGACCUUUAAGAUGCAGUACGAUCGGACUUGUGAGUGGACAGGACUCAAGUUCAGCAAUGAUGGUAAACUCAUCCUCAUCUCCACCAAUGGCAGCUUCAUCCGUCUCAUCGAUGCAUUCAAGGGAGUGGUGAUGCAUACCUUUGGGGGUUAUGCCAACAGCAAAGCUGUCACUCUGGAGGCCUCGUUUACUCCAGACUCCCAGUUUAUUAUGAUCGGUUCAGAGGAUGGCAAGAUCCAUGUCUGGAAUGGAGAGAGUGGUAUAAAAGUAGCUGUGUUGGAUGGCAAACACACAGGCCCCAUUACCUGUUUGCAGUUCAACCCCAAGUUCAUGACCUUUGCCAGUGCAUGUUCCAACAUGGCCUUCUGGUUGCCCACCAUUGAUGACUGACCUAGGUGCUGCUUGGCUGUUUGUGUACAGUGAGGGUGGCCAACAGGAAAGAACUCAGAGGGGACUGAGAUAAUGGAUUGGAUCAUUUACUAGGCUGGAGAGCAUCCUUCCACAUGGCCUUCCCAUGGAUGUGCUGUACAUCUGCUCAAAAGAAAGUACUUUGCCGAGCUUCUUCAAAAAGACUCUUGGUGUGGCAGGUUCUAUCAGGACUUAGAUUUUCCAGCUGUCACUGCACUGAACUCCUCCAAAGGAGUGACCAGAUUCAUGAUUAGGGUAUACUGGGGCCCUCAAGACGCCUUCAAUUUUGAAUGUAUUUGCUGCUGAAGAGCCGGUGAAGUUGUUAAUUCUGCACAUCCCUUUUCCCACCCCCAUAAAUGCAUGGGAAGCCACAGUUCUGGUUUUGAGAUGCUAAGGGCAGCUCAGCACCCCUUGCCCUCACCCUGCAUGUCUUGUUACUGGGUCUCCCUGUGUCAUUGUGGCAUUAUUCCACAGCCAUCAUGUUACUUAGGUGCCAAACAUUUUACAGAAAUAAGUCUUCAUAUAUCUUGGGGUAAGAAAGGGACAGAUUCAGAAAGAAGGACCUUGCUUGCCAGGAAGCCUUGUGAGUUAGUCAUCUGAGGGUGGGUGAUCUGGGCAUGCCUCAAAGCUCUUAGUAUUGGGUGGGAAAUGGCCCAAGAGCCUGAAAGGGAGGGAAGUAGGGGUUGCAGGUAGUUCCUAUGGCUGGGAGGUUUAGCGGUAGCCUUAUGUGAUCCCCAUCAUCAAGACAAACCUGCGGUCUUUCUGGGUGCCUGCCGAGCUUGGUUUUGUACAAAAGCAAGGUGGGAGUCUAUUUUUGUACAUGAGAUACAUCACGCUUUCCUGUGGGCCAGUAUUGUGGAGUGAGUCUGAGUUGUUUACACUGAUGCCUUCCCUGCCCACCACAAAUUGUGUACAGAGUCUCCAGAUGAUUCCACCCCUUUCCCAGCUCCUAAGCAAGAGCUGGCUCUAGGCCUGUGUUAUAUGUUAUAUUUAGCCUUUUUAUAUAAUGACAUGGGGUUUCUGUUGUUUGUAUUUUAGCACAGUGUGUACACCUUCAUUUAAAUAUAUCCGUGGGUGCAUACGUA
Molecule: messenger RNA, 2097 nt
Organism: Neogale vison (American mink)
Lineage: Eukaryota; Metazoa; Chordata; Mammalia; Carnivora; Mustelidae
Gene: WDR82
Product: WD repeat domain 82
Exons: 9
Coding region: 53-994 (313 amino acids)
Cellular component (GO): Set1C/COMPASS complex
Molecular function (GO): protein binding; chromatin binding
Source: RefSeq, a predicted model, not a curated record